UCCGGCCCGGUUAUGGAUCGCGGAGCAGGUGGAGGAAACUCCAGCCGCCUCCACGCUGUCUGAUUCCCGGGGCCACUCUGUCCAGGUGGCUCCCGGGCUUGGGCGAGCGGGGCACGGCGCGCAGCCAGGACUCCUCGGACUCUGACCCGAGCAGAAGCUCACUGCUUGCUUGCCGGGCAGUGGUUGUAGCCGCUCCACAGAUGAGGCUGAGCCACUGGGGAAGAUGGUGGACCACUUGGCCAACACGGAGAUCAACAGCCAACGGAUCGCGGCAGUGGAGAGCUGCUUUGGGGCGUCAGGGCAGCCACUGGCCCUGCCAGGCCGGGUGCUGCUAGGUGAGGGUGUGCUGACCAAGGAGUGCCGCAAGAAGGCCAAACCACGCAUCUUCUUCCUCUUCAAUGACAUCCUGGUGUAUGGCAGCAUCGUGCUCAACAAGCGCAAGUACCGCAGCCAACAUAUUAUUCCACUGGAGGAGGUGACAUUGGAGCCACUGCCAGAGACCCUGCAGGCCAAGAACCGCUGGAUGAUUAAGACAGCUAAGAAGUCCUUUGUGGUGUCAGCUGCCUCCACCACAGAGCGCCAGGAGUGGAUCAGUCACAUUGAGGAGUGUGUGCGGCGGCAGCUGCUGGCCACCGGCCGCCAGCCCACCACGGAGCACGCAGCGCCCUGGAUCCCUGACAAGGCCACGGACAUCUGCAUGCGCUGCACACAGACACGCUUCUCAGCCCUCACCCGGCGCCACCACUGCCGCAAGUGUGGCUUUGUGGUCUGCGCUGAGUGCUCCCGUGAGCGCUUCCUACUGCCACGCCUCUCACCUAAGCCACUGCGGGUCUGCAGCCUCUGCUACCGGGAGCUGGCUGCCCAGAAGCGGAAGGAGGAGGAGGCAGAACGGGACAGGGGCUCCCCAGGACAGCUGGCCCACCUGGGUGGGGCUAUCUGUGGAGCAUCCAGUGGAGAUGACGAUGACUCCGAUGAGGACAGGGAGGGCAGCAAGGAUGGCGACUGGCCCAGCCGCGUGGAGUUCUACACUUCAGGUGUCUCCUGGUCAGCCUUCCACAGCUGACCCUGGCCAGCUCCAUUGCUCAGGCCCCUAAGAGGGCAGUGAUACCCCCUAGGACCUUGCCCGAAGGUAGGGGUGGCUCUUUCCCUCUGGAUUCCCAGUGCCUUUUUCCUUGACAUUGGCAUCUCUUGAGGCCCCCUCAGUUCCACUUUUCACUUAACAAGCCCCAUAUCACUAGAUCUCUUAGGAAUAAAUGCCAUUUUUCAGCUCUACAUGCUUCAGCUGCAGCUCCAGACAACCCCUUGAAUGCCAGGUGCCCGGGCAUUUUAGGGACCAGAGAGGGAUUAGAAACACAAAGGAAAGACAUGUCGAUAGUGAGGGCCCACUGCACCAAGGUCUGGCUGCAGAACCUCACCCCAACACCCCUGAACAAGCCUACCCCAUGGAAGGGCAUCAAUCUAGGGAUGCCUACAGGAAACCAAGGCCUGCCCACCAGCAUGCUGGUGCCCACCUGGCAUCUGGGCCCUACCAGUCCAGGGGCUCACCUAAGCCAGACAAGAGACUGUCAUGUUAUGAGAGCCUGCCAGGCCCAGGGACUGCCGCCUGAGCCACUGCCCAGGGCAGCCUAAUAAGGAUUCUGCCCUGUCUUCCCUCCUUCCAGCUGUCUGAUGGUUCUCUUUGUCCUGUCCCCAUGUCUCCCUGCAGCCAAUGAAAGCAGUGUUUUCGGUUAGGACUCUUUAAAUUGCAAUGACAGAAACCCUAUCCUGACUGACUUACUAAUAAAAAGGUUUACUGAC
Molecule: messenger RNA, 1797 nt
Organism: Sciurus carolinensis (gray squirrel)
Lineage: Eukaryota; Metazoa; Chordata; Mammalia; Rodentia; Sciuridae
Gene: Plekhf1
Product: pleckstrin homology and FYVE domain containing 1
Exons: 2
Coding region: 224-1063 (279 amino acids)
Molecular function (GO): metal ion binding; phosphatidylinositol binding
Source: RefSeq, a predicted model, not a curated record